AUGGCGGACCAGAGGGCAGCCAAACCAAAGAGGAGAAGCCGAGAGCGUACCUCGUUCACCUCUCAUCAGAAGGCGGAACUGGAGGCUCUGUUUAGCCUCACUCAGUUCCCAGAUUAUGUCACCCAGGAGUUGCUGGCCUCAAAGAUUCACUUACAAUACACCGUGGUGCAGGUUUGGUUUAAGAACCGCCGGGUUAAAUGGAGAAAGAGCAUCCAGAAAGACCAAGAAGCCGGGAUCCCAGCCCCCACCCCUGCAGCCCAGAGGAACAGACCCAGGGCACCCAGACGCCUUUCCCACAGGCGGCCUGUUCUCCCCAGAGUUUCUGAUGGCUCAGGGCCAGGCACCGGGAACCCAGAUGGGGCUUCUCCACAGGGUGAUCCUGAGCUGGACAGGCUGGUGGCUACAGUCCCCGCCUUGUCCUCUGCCCCUUAUGACAUAAGCCAGGUCAUGGAAGCCUAUGGGUGUCUGGAGGAGAGUUCCAACACGUUCAGUUGCCUUUAUCAGUAUCUCUCCCUGUCUGAUGGCUAGCCGGAGCCCCCUGCUUGCUAGCUGGUCCUGUACGGAACCACUCUGCCUCCCUGCAUCCUGCUAGCUGGUCCCGAUGAAGGCUAUCCCUAUACCACAGGAGCAGGCUAGAGGUUCCCAAAAGCCGUCAGGAUGGUU
Felis catus (domestic cat) is the source of this 663-nucleotide messenger RNA. Its product is annotated as arginine-fifty homeobox. The record is from RefSeq and is a predicted model, not a curated record. Gene Ontology annotation, cellular component: nucleus. Bases 1 to 528 code for a protein of 175 amino acids. The transcript has 3 exons. Gene Ontology annotation, molecular function: RNA polymerase II cis-regulatory region sequence-specific DNA binding; DNA-binding transcription factor activity, RNA polymerase II-specific. Gene Ontology annotation, biological process: regulation of transcription by RNA polymerase II. NCBI's taxonomy places the organism in Eukaryota, Metazoa, Chordata, Mammalia, Carnivora, Felidae.